This is a messenger RNA of Dicentrarchus labrax (European seabass), 2241 nucleotides long. RefSeq names its product extracellular serine/threonine protein kinase FAM20C-like. Lineage: Eukaryota; Metazoa; Chordata; Actinopteri; Moronidae. Bases 94 to 1692 code for a protein of 532 amino acids. The transcript has 12 exons. Gene Ontology annotation, molecular function: phosphotransferase activity, alcohol group as acceptor. Gene Ontology annotation, biological process: protein phosphorylation. Gene Ontology annotation, cellular component: Golgi apparatus. The record is from RefSeq and is a predicted model, not a curated record.
UGGAUACUAGACAGUCUUGUCUAAUUCUGCUGGGAAACAACAACUGCAGUGGGGUGACAGAAAGGAUUUUAAAAGAGAGGAACCUGUGUUAGGAUGAUGUGGCGUAUGCGCAGUCGCUCCAGGACAAUCUGUCUGUCCUUGGCCUUCAUCACAGUUUUCCUCUACCUCCUCCUGGCACUUGUCUCUUUUCCCAUUUACCACCAGCCCUGUGACCCCCCACUGCCACCCAGGACACACAUCCUGCGAGACCUGGCACGCAUCAACUACACCUCUGUGGGGAUGAGUGGUCCAGCUGAGCCACCAACUGAUACCACACAUAGAGAUUCUUCCAAUAAAGAUGCCAAUAAGGAUGCCAAAGGCCACGCCAACCAAGCUGAAUCUUUGGCGUCUGGGCUCUCAAAGCUGGAGGCGUUGUUUGAUCAUCCUCUUUACAAUAUGCCCAGCCUUCCAAUCCCUGACGAGGACUGGUUGUUGAAAGUAAAAUCAAAGGUCAAGGCUAGUGAGAAGAGCUCCCAGAUGUGGGUGAGUGCUAGUCAGGAAGACCACGAGGACAUCCAGUGGAACAGCAGCAGUAACAGCCAUCCUCCCUGGCUGCGCUUCCACCUGGGCAUCUCCCGCUGGCAGCUGUACCCCCAUCCUGACCCCAACAUGGAGCUUCUGACCCAGCAUCUCGCCACACAUCGCAUCGUCAGUGCAGUGCAGAAGUCUGGGGGGACGCAACUGAAGCUGGUGAUGUCAUUUCCUAACUAUGGACAAGCUAUGUUCAAACCCAUGAAGCAGGAGAGAGAUGAAGAAACCAAUUACAACCUCUACUACUUCUCAGACUUUGAGAGACACAAUGCAGAAAUUGCAGCUUUUCACCUGGACAGGAUUUUGGGUUACAGGAGAAUCCCUCCAGUGGUUGGGAGGCUUGUGGAUGUGGUCACGGAGAUAAAAGAUGUCACUACUGACCGCAAGCUGGCCCGAACCUUUUUUACCUCCCCUGUGGGUAGUGUAUGUUUCUACGGCCAGUGCUCCUACUACUGUUCAACAGAGCACGCUGUAUGUGGCCGUCCCAGAGACCUAGAAGCCUCCUUGGCUUUCAUGCUGCCGGAUCUCUCCCUGGCAUCCCGCAGGACCUGGAGAUCCCCCUGGAGACGCUCCUACAGCCGCAGCAAGCUGGCAAAGUGGAGGACAGAUCCAGACUACUGUUCGACAGUGAAAAAGACCUCACCAUACAACAAAGGCACAAGACUGGUGGACUUCAUAGAUAUGGUCAUACUGGACUUCUUGAUGAGUAACAUGGACCGUCACCAUUAUGAAACCUUUGAGAAGUUUGGCAAUAAUACUUUCCUACUCCACCUUGACAACGGGAGGGCAUUUGGGCGUCACUCCAAAGAUGAGCCUUCUAUCUUGGCUCCUCUACAACAGUGCUGCAGAAUCCGGCGCUCCACCUGGCUACGCCUGCGUCUACUGUCUCUGCCGCAGUAUCGUCUUAGUGAUGUCAUGAGGGCCUCGCUCUCACAUGAUACCCUUCACAGGGUCGCUCCACUGCUGUCGGAGCCCCACCUCGCAGCUCUUGAUCGGCGCUUAAAAACUGUGCUGGAGACUGUCAGUCGUUGCCAGGAAAGACCAAGUAAAGAUGGUGGUGAAGGUGAGGUCAUCUAUGAUGACACUGCCUACUUGAAAGACAUGGUCACACCUGCUGGGUAGGAGAAGUGAUAUAAUAUAUAUAUAUAUAUAUAUAUAUAUAUAUAUAUCACAGAUAUAAUGUCAUAGUUACAAGGACUUGUAACUAAUGGUGUCUUUACAGUAAAACAGGUUGUGUAAACUAACAAAAAAUCUGAUAGACUAUUAAAAAAUGUUUAAAGGUUAAGAAUCCUUUAAAAGGUUUAUAAGCAUUAUUAUUAUUAGUAGAUGGUGUAUUUAAAAGUGAUGACAACAAAAUUGCUCCGUUACUCUGUUUAGUAUUUUUUUGCAUUCUGUGACAAUAAUAAUUUUCCCAAAAACAGAAUAUUUAAGCAUAUUAUUUAGUAGAUUUUUGUUCUAAUGCCAAUGACAGUAUGUACAGUGUAAAACAUUACUUGUCCUUGUUUGCUUGAUCUUUUUUUCCCGGUCUGUAUUUCCCAAUUAUUUUUUUAAUUAGUUUGAAAGAUCCCCUCUAGACAUGUACUACGGCAUAUAUACAAAUAGUCUGCUCGGUGAUGUGACAAUGAUGUGUGUCUGAAAAAAUAUCAUUUUCACAUUAAAAUCCUACAUCUA